This is a messenger RNA of Darwinula stevensoni, 1608 nucleotides long. The record is from the annotation of a GenBank genome assembly. NCBI's taxonomy places the organism in Eukaryota, Metazoa, Arthropoda, Ostracoda, Podocopida, Darwinulidae.
AUGGGCAAUCCAUUGGUGGUCAAUAAGCUGAAACUAAUGGAAGUCAGCUCCCCAGAGUCAGGAGCUGAUUGGCAAGAGACAGAAACUCUGGAAGCAAAUUCACAGCGAGACAACAUCGUUCCUGAAGUUGUAGAGCCCAGACAGUCUGAGGGACUAUGCAAGGGAACUCUGCAUGAAAUCUGCCACCCAAGUCCAAAUGGAGUUGAUGAUUGCUUGGAGGCUCUGUGCUUCAGCACUUUUGAGGCAUACCUCUGUCAGGUAUACUGUUCUUUGCUGCACCAUCUUGUUCUUCUUAUGAGGUGUCUCAGGAUGGAGAGGCUGGAGCGGAAAACUGAAAAGGAUGAAGAAGAGCUUGAGAAAAGAAUAGCCCGGAUCAGGCAACAGAAUGAAGAAAUUUUGCGGCGGCAGAAGGAGAUAGAGGAAGACAAGAAAAGGGCUGCGGACAUUGUGGAUGAGGGGAUAUUAGAUUAUGUGCCAGAAGAACGUCACAAACCUCGUGUUCCUCGUGAGAAAAAGAGCUGGCCUCCGAUGCACAACCAUUCGGGCCGAGAAAAGCCACAUGAAGAUGAAAGCACUGGAUAUGGAUCUUCUAAGUUGAGACCUGGAGACUUGCCUCCACCUGACCCACCCAACUGGCUCCACAAUGAUCCUGACAGAGAAGGGGACACAUUUCAAGGGUCAAAGCGAAAUGUGCGGUCACAAAUGGACAAUGAUACAUCAUGGCCUCCAAACAGUCGAAAUAACAAGGAGCAGAAGGCCACAUGGGGCGAGAAAGUUGAAGGGGAUGGUGACCAUAGGUAUUCAUCUUCGCGAAGUGCAGGGAAGCAGAUGCGCCAAGAUCCUCAGAGGAAGAAAUAUGAAAGAAAUACCCAUAAUAAGCAAUCGGAAGAACGAUGGAGGGAAGAGAGGCGCCGAGUGGACGAAGAGAGGAUUCAGCGUCAGAAACUACCUGAUGGUAGUUGGAAAAGAGAAUGGGACUUGCAGAAAGAUGCAUCAUCCAGGAAAGACCAUGUUUCAUCUCCAAGAGAGGAAGGCCAGAAGGAAAUGGUAUUCUUCAAGAAAUCUGGAAGGCAGCAGGAGCAAAGAAAAGGAUUAGGAAGAGGAAAAGGCCAGAGUCAAGGGAUGAGUGGAGGAAGUGAAUCAUUUGAUAAUAUGAUUGAUGCUAAGAAUCGCAGUGUUAUUUCAUCUGGCGAGUCUCUUAUCAUCACAGUUCAAAAAGGUUCAAGCAGCUUGGGAGCUAAGGAUUCACCCAAGAAAAAAGAUGCAGAAGAACAAGAGAAAACUGCUUUCACAGCUGCUGGAGUUGAAGAAACCCUCAGAGCAAAUGUUGCAUCAAGUCAGCAGGAAGAACAAUUGGAAAUCAAGGGGAACAAAUCUUUGCCACUGCCACAAAGGAAUAAACGCAAAGAAACCCAUGGGAGCUCUUCUGCCGUUGAAGACACCAAAGCAGAAAAUCAGGAGGGAGAAGAUGAUCAGUGGGAAGACAUUGAUGAUGGAGGCGAAUGGGAAGAUGUCGAUGAUGACGGGAUCGAGCUCUCUGCAUCAUCAAAAAGCGACGUGAAAGAUGUGGACUGUCUUUCCACAUUGGUCUACGAACAUUCAUCCUAA